This is a messenger RNA of Strongylus vulgaris, 658 nucleotides long. NCBI's taxonomy places the organism in Eukaryota, Metazoa, Nematoda, Chromadorea, Rhabditida, Strongylidae. The record is from the annotation of a GenBank genome assembly.
CAGUUAUCAUUUAGAUGGUUUCACAAUUUUCAAUAGGUUAUUCACAAAACCGCGAUUUUAGAAAGACGAUCAUGAAGAGCCAAUCAGGAUUGGACCAACUUUGUUUUCACCAUCAGCCUUAUCUCCAGAACAGCAACAGUUACUGCAAGCCAUUGCCGCCCAAUCGGAACCUUUGCUGAAGGCUGUUAUGAAACAAUUAAGAUUAAAAUCUCCAAGAACUCGUAGCCUUGCCUUUGAAUUGUUGGCGAAUUUUGUGAGAACGCUUCCGGGUUCAUUGGCGUCAUUCCUUCCUGGUUUGCUCCCCGGGCUGUCGAGUGCCGUUCUUGAUAAGUCUAGUGGAGCUCCGAUGAAAAUUGACGCGCUUGCUUUAUUGUCCCGGAUAAUGAAGUCUCAUAAUCAUAGUGUGUUUGCUUCACACCUCCAAAGUAUUGUCGAACUUACUAUAUGCGCUAUUCAGGAUAGUUUCUAUAAGGUAUCAGCAGAAGGAUUGGGAGUGGCUGCGCAACUGGUUCCAGUAAUUCGUGACUGUAAUGGCGGUAAAUUGGUCUCAGGCUUAUAUGAUGCAAUUUUUGAAAAACUCAAAAUUAAUGAUAUCGAUCAAGAGGUAAAGGAACGUGCCAUCUACGCUGCCGGCCUAUUUGUUGCGAACUUUGCUGAU